Molecule: messenger RNA, 2063 nt
Organism: Ochlerotatus camptorhynchus
Lineage: Eukaryota; Metazoa; Arthropoda; Insecta; Diptera; Culicidae
Product: calmodulin-lysine N-methyltransferase-like
Exons: 2
Coding region: 547-1587 (346 amino acids)
Cellular component (GO): cytoplasm
Molecular function (GO): calmodulin-lysine N-methyltransferase activity
Source: RefSeq, a predicted model, not a curated record
UCGGUGUGGUACCGAACAAGUACGCUCGUUUGUUGUAAGAGGGUACAGCGUGGGUUGGUCCACCAACGAAUUUCUGCGAGAUUUGAGGGUGAAUUAUCUGUGUUUUUUUCCGCGAACGUGUGCGCGCCCCGUUUCGGAUCACAUGUGGAACCCGGUGCGUGAAUUUGUGUAUGCAAUUCAUUGAUAGUUUACGAGGGAGAGCUAAGCAGUUGGUUUUCCUGAGAGCUGCGUGAAGGUGCGAAGGAACCGGUGUACCUGGAUGUUACAAAUUAAGCGAACGCCGCGGCGUAUCCGUUGAUCUUGCGGACGUGCAGAUCAGGCAAAGGCAGAUUUUUAAUUGGACCUUAAACAACGAACGAAAGUUCAAACGGUGUUCCCGGUCGGUUGGCGUUCUAAGAUGAACAUCAACUGCUGACACACAUCGUCUGUACGGGGCGUUGAGACUUGCUAUGACAUAGAACUGUCUCUGACGACGACGACGACGACGACGACGACUACAACGACGACAGCGGUGAGAGAUACGGCGCGAAAGAUCGACAACAGGUGAUGUCAACGUCAGAAGACCGGCGCAGUAAUUUAAUUAAAUCCCAGUACGACGCUAUCACGUCGGGCUCGGCGAUUGAACUGCUGACGGUUGCGGCCACGGAACGCCAUGGUCUUUGCGAGGCAGUGGAGCAAGAUGGUAGUGCGAACGAAAAUAGCCAUCACAUUAGCGGCGGAACGCGGAACGAAGACCAGAGUAAAACUGUAAAUGCGCGACGACGGUGGAAGUUGUUGGCCAAGGCACUGCGGCACGACUCUAGUGAGGAUGAUCAGUUUGCGAAGUUUAACUUGAUCGAGUUUGAUCGAGCAUACGACGAGAAGGAUGAAAAUAUAUUCGUCUACAGGUUGGCCGAUCGGUACCGGUUGAAGAUUCGGCUGAUCGGUGAACGACCUUGGACAGCAUCGGAGCUGAUUGGAUUCAACAAUACGGGGAACAUUUGUGUGUGGCCUUCCGAAGAGGCCUUGGCCUACUACAUUCUGUCACGAUUGAAUAUUUUUGAAAACACUAAUGUUCUGGAGUUGGGUGGUGGAAUGACCUGUCUCGCAGGGCUUGUCUUGGCCAAAUAUGGCAAUCCGUCUUUUGUCCACGUUACCGAUGGAAACGAUCUAUCGGUCGAGAACGUUAGAAAAUCGCUGAACAUGAACAAGUUCAAUAGCACAAUUAAAACCUCCGUCCUGAAAUGGGAAUCGGUUUGCCUCGAUCAAUACGCUAAAUAUUCCGAUCGUGCCCGGUACCAGUUCAUCCUUUCGGCGGACUGUCUCUUCUUCGACGAGUCUCGUUCGCACCUAAUCGAUGCCAUCUGGUUGUUUCUGGCAGAUGAAGGAGUGGCUCUCAUAACGGCUCCCCGCCGGGGUCACACCCUAACACACUUUCUCGACGAAUGCGUCGCCCGCGGCUUCUACUACGAUCUGCUGCACUGCUACAACGAGGCAAUCUGGGACAAACAUCUGGAGCUGAUCAAAACCGACGGGUACGAUGAAAACAUCCACUAUCCGUUGUUGAUAAAAAUGUACAAAAAAGAUUACGAUUUACGGCAUAUCUGAUUGCGGUUGUUAAUUCCACGCGAAAAUGUUUAGGGCAUAUGGGAGCCAUAUGGGAGCCAAGUGGUAUUGGUGAUCUCACUGCACACAAGUGGUAGAAAUUCUAGGAUCGUAAAAAUAAACCGAAUGCGCUUACGUACUUUGCAACUUUGCAGAUAGGUGUUCUAGUCAAUUAUGAUGGUUCUAUAAACGCUAGAGCGAGCGUUACGUUGAUUAUUGAUAGGAUUAGCUAGGAUUUAGGAAUAAAUUAGAAAUCUCGUAGACACCAGGAAGAAGAAACGCGUUGAACCGUUAUGAGAGGAUAUUCCCACAGACUGACCUUUCCCGUUGUUUUGUAAGUGUAGAUUUGUAUGCAGUUUGGAAGCAUGGGUCGGUUUUGUAAGGUUGUUGAAAGGUAAGAAUAAGUUUCGGAAAACGUCGUUUCUAUAUGGCCGGAUAUCGGUUUAGCAAAGUUUACAUAAUUUUGAAAAAAAAAUAAA